UCGGAACCUCAUAUCUUGCUGCCAUUGAACCCUCUCCACCCCUCAACUGGGCCCUCGCUCUCCUCACUCUCCUCACUCUCCCCGUCUGCUCGUCGUCUUUUCUCUCCUCUCUAUUCUGCUUCUCUACAACAGUCGCAAUGGCCUCCUCGACAUCUGUUGCGAGGCUGGUCGCCUACCGUCGCCCUACUCCCUACCUGUGGGCCUCUUCUCUCCGUCUUUCGCCCUUGGGUUCAAUCGCAAACUUCUCCUCCUCAGUGUCGAGAGCUGCUACACCAGCUGGUCCUCCUCAGCCUGGAUUUCGUUUACCUGCGCCGAGGAAAUGGGACCAGGAUCCCGAGUCUUCGCUAGACAAGGCCAGCAAGUACUUCCUGAUGGCUGAAUUGUUCCGGGGCAUGUACGUGGUUCUGGAGCAGUUUUUCAGACCACCUUACACUAUCUUCUACCCCUUCGAGAAGGGUCCCAUCUCCCCCCGUUUCCGUGGCGAACAUGCUCUGCGCCGCUAUCCCACUGGUGAGGAGCGUUGCAUCGCUUGCAAGCUCUGCGAGGCCAUUUGCCCCGCUCAGGCUAUUACCAUCGAGGCCGAGGAACGUGAGGACGGAAGCCGUCGGACAACCAGAUAUGACAUUGAUAUGACCAAGUGCAUCUACUGCGGUUACUGCCAGGAGAGUUGCCCUGUUGAUGCUAUUGUCGAGACUUCCAACGCGGAAUACGCCACUGAGACCCGAGAAGAGUUGCUGUACAACAAGGAGAAGCUUCUGGCUAACGGUGACAAGUGGGAGCCAGAGAUUGCCGCAGCCGCUAGAGCCGAUGCCCCCUACCGGUAGGGCGCGGUCGAUUUCUCUUUUCAUUCAUGAGAACCUUUCUACGCUUGGCUGUUGUACUCUAGCGAUCCUUGCCGAGAGAUCAGAAAUCACAAAACUGGAGUGACGGAAAAAGGAGAGUUUUCCAUCUAUUCGAGAUGGCAAAGGUACCGACUCCUUCAUGGGAAGUCUAACUUUUGCCUCUCCGCCUUGUACAUAACGAAUCCUCCGCCUGCGUUAUCCCGCAUAUACAGUUCAGGCUCAAAGGAGUUUUCGAGUCGCCAAAAACUGGCGUUCCUGUUUUUGUCUUUGUCGCGAUGUCAGAGGAAAUCCUGGUUUGUCUUUGUUUAUUUUCUACUGUUCUGCUAACGAGUCAAUCGAACAAUUCACUUUUCAUUUGUAUCAACAUGGUAUCUGUCCAGCCUGUGCUGCAUGGGGUCUUCUAGUCUUCCUCAAUAGCAGUAG
This is a messenger RNA of Aspergillus novofumigatus IBT 16806, 1265 nucleotides long. RefSeq names its product NuoI/complex I 23 kDa subunit family protein. Gene Ontology annotation, cellular component: membrane. Lineage: Eukaryota; Fungi; Ascomycota; Eurotiomycetes; Eurotiales; Aspergillaceae. Gene Ontology annotation, molecular function: NADH dehydrogenase activity; 4 iron, 4 sulfur cluster binding. Gene Ontology annotation, biological process: mitochondrial respiratory chain complex I assembly; mitochondrial electron transport, NADH to ubiquinone. The transcript is spliced from 3 exons. The coding region runs from base 138 to 824 and encodes 228 amino acids. The record is from RefSeq and is a predicted model, not a curated record.